Messenger RNA from Pomacea canaliculata, 961 nucleotides. Its product is annotated as COMM domain-containing protein 1-like. Gene Ontology annotation, biological process: negative regulation of protein localization to cell surface; positive regulation of protein ubiquitination; negative regulation of sodium ion transmembrane transport. The record is from RefSeq and is a predicted model, not a curated record. NCBI's taxonomy places the organism in Eukaryota, Metazoa, Mollusca, Gastropoda, Architaenioglossa, Ampullariidae. The transcript is spliced from 3 exons. The coding region runs from base 35 to 601 and encodes 188 amino acids. Gene Ontology annotation, cellular component: endosome.
CAACCUCGAAGUCACAUGAUCGCUUUGACACAAAAUGGCGGACGACAGCAAAAGUUUCCUUGCGCUGUUGAACGGACUGGCUAGAAGGAACUAUUACGGACAGUCAGAAAUAACAGAUGAAUUUUUGAAGGAACAGAUUUAUCCAGAAACAUCACAAGAAGACUUUGAACACAUUCAAACUAGAUGUAAAGGACUUUUAAAGAGCAUGGUGUUGGGUGAUAUGGACAUGACUCAGCUGGAGGCUUUUCUUACAGCCCAGUGUAAGAAGAGGGAUGCUCCUCUCACAGAAGAGCAAGCUAGUGCAGUACGAAAAUUCUGGAAAUUAAAUAAAAGCAAAAUCCACGAAAGCAUUGUUUCACAAACAAUGUGGGGCAAUAGGUUAGAGAAGAUAUUGUGGAGAAUAGACUUGAAAUCUCAGUCCCGUCAUGUUAACCAGAUCAAUGCACCAUCAGCCAUAAUGGAACUUCAUAUUGGAGACAAUCUUCAGAAAGACAAGGCAGUGGAUGUGGUACGGUUUGAAAUGGAUGAUGACCGGCUAUCCAAAGUUCUAGCUAGCAUGCAGGAAAUUGAGGAGCAAAUCAAUCAGUACAUUCAGAAGUGAGACUGGGAGUGUGUUAGAAUGAUUUAGUUUUCCAUCCAGGCGGUGAUGUAAUAUGGCUGAAGUCCUGACUGUAUCUGAUAAGGUAGUGUACCAAGAUGUACGGGAAACAUAGUAGUUAUGCCACAAAUGAUGUAUUUCAUCAUGUGAAUGGGAGUGAAAUGUAGGCUGCAGUAUCAGUUGUUUACUCUGAUGAAUGUUGGUGAUUUUGUGCAUCAUGGGUGUUUAGAUGCAUAUAUGCAUAUAUGUGUAUGUGCAUGCACAUGUUUUGGUGUGUCUGUGUAUGUUUGCAUAUUUUCAUUUGUGAAUUAAAUGGUGAUUAUAAUGAUGAAAUCAUUUUUAAAAUUAAAAUAUCAACACGGU